CUCAGUCUCCCCUCCCUGGCUCUGGAGUGCCAUGCCAGUCACUUUCUUCAGACAGGCCGAGCAGGUGAUACUGACUCCUGACUGGAGGCUUUGUGUGUCUGAGAGUCCUUUUUUUUCCUGAUGUGCAGGACUCUGUUGCUGGCUUGGCUCCAGGAGGUGCCCACUAACCCCAGUGAGGCCUGUGAGGUCUCUGUCUAUUAAAGUCCUCUUCAGUCUUUUGUCAUUCACAGUCCUCUGGGGGUACCCUGCCCCCAUCUUUACUAAUGGAAUUCCCAUGCUUCCUCCCCUCCUGGCCAGUUGCCAAAGGCCUCUGGGAAAGGUGAGGAGCCAGCAUGCCCCUCCCCCACUGCAGGCGGGCGAACUGUCUGCAGGGAAAACCAGCUAUGGGAGUGGUGACGGAGAUGGCCGCACGGUCUGAUGUUCUGGCCCGUGUGACAGUAUCUAAGCAGCUCAGAUUUCGUCAUCACACAGCUGUCUCUGGACAGUAACUGGACUGAGGGGUCUUUUAAAACAUGCCAUCGUGGGUUGGUCCCUUGUAUAACUAACCUAAAAUCCUGCAGUUCUGGUUGGUUUCUUAGUUUGUUAUACAUGUUUUCUGAAACCCACUUUGUUAAAGUUAAAAGGGCCUGUAAAGGUUCCACUUUAAGCCAGAGUAAGAACAAUGUGAUUCCGCUUCUUAUGCAUGACCGUGAAUGUGGGCGAGCUAUUGAGCAUGCUGCCAAGUCACACGGGUGUGGAGCGGUCACGGUACAAGUAGCAACCGUGCAUUACAGAUACCAGUGGUUGCUGACAGGCCUUGUGGUGAGCCCUGGUCACAUCUGCUGCAGGCUUACUCGGGCAGGAAAAUACAAAGUGAGGCCCGGUGCUGCCGGGCUUGCCUGUUGCUUUGGUAACUGGCAGACAUUGCACACUGGCUCCUGUAAGCUUGGGAGGAACAGGUUUGGACAAGAACAGCGGGUGAAUUCCAGGCAUGUUGAGUUUGCGAUCUGGGACCUAUGCUUCAGGAAUUCAGGAGGGAAUCUGGGCCAGUGAUAUAAAUUUGGGAAAUGUCAGAUAUAGAUGGUAACUAAAGCCAGGAGGCCAGACAGGCCCACCGUCAAAGCAGUGAGUGCAGACAGCAAAGAGUACGGGAUGGCCGGCAGAGCCCCGGGCCUCCAGCUCGCGAUGAGGAGGAGCCUGCGCAGGAGUGGCGAGAGCAAGAGCAGAACCAACCCUGUUCAUGUUCUGGAAUCAAGACUGAGGAGCAAGUGCCCCUCAGGCCUGUGCUCCUCAGGGGCAGGGUUGUGUCUGCCCAUCUUAGUGUCCUCAAUAGCCGGGAGUGUUCCUGUCUCCCAGUGCAAGACAGCGCUGCUUUUUCAUGUACUGAAUGAACUCUUCUCAGUGUCUGUCUGAUGGGUUUUUUUCCUUCCACAACCUGUAUCAUAAAAGGGAUACAGUGUUCAUGGUUGACUUUACUUGUGAGCUUGAGAAGCUCUUGUCCCCAGAUGCCUUGUCCGCGUCGCCCAAUUCCCAUCACUCUGCUAUUCCAGGAGCCAGUGUCAUUCAAGGAUGUGGCUGUGGACUUCACGCAGGAGGAGUGGCAGCAGCUGGGCCCUGAGCAGAAGACCACCUACAGGGAUGUGAUGCUGGAGACCUACAGCCACCUCGUCUCCCUGGGGUGUCACAUUGUCAAACCGGAAGUAAUCAUCAAGCUGGAGCAAGGAGAAGAGCCCUGGAGAGGAGGAGAAUUCCUGCUUCAUAGUCGCCCAGAAGUCUGGAAAGUUGACCUGAUACAGAGAGUCCAAGAAAGUGAAGACAAACAUUUGAGGCAAACUGUAUCCAUCAACAAAGCCCUGACUGAAGAGAGAGGUAAUGUUCUUGGUAAGACUUUUAAUGUGGAAACAAACCCUGUUCCUUCAAGAAGAAUAUCCGAUAAAUGUGACUCAUGUGAAAAGAGUUUAAAAUCCAUUUCAGAAUAUAUUAGUAGUGACGGAAGCUAUGCAAGAAUGAAGCCUGAUGAAUGUAGUGCCUGUGGGAAAUCACUUCUUCAUGUGAAACUUGAGAAAACUCACCCAGGGGAGAAAUCUUAUGAAUUUAAUCAAAAUGGGGAAGCUUAUACUCUAAAUGAAGAAAGUAUUUAUCAGAACAUUCAUAUUUUGGAGAAACCCUUUGAAUAUAUUGAAUGCCAGAAAGCCUUUCAAAAGGAUGCAGUUUUUAUUAAUCCUAUGGAGGAGAAGCCCUAUAAGUGGAAUGAAUCUGAAAUAGCCUUUCUCCAGAUGUCAAACCUCAGUGUACACCCAACAUCUCACAUGGAAAUGAAGCCCUAUGAAUGCAGUGCAUGUGGGAAAUCCUUCUGCAAAAAGUCAAAAUUCAUCAUACAUCAGAGGACUCACACAGGAGAGAAACCUUAUGAAUGUAAUCAGUGUGGAAAAUCCUUCUGCCAGAAGGGAACCCUCACUGUACAUCAGAGAACACACACAGGGGAGAAGCCCUAUGAAUGUAAUGAAUGUGGGAAAACCUUCUACCAGAAGUUACACCUCAUUCAACAUCAGAGAACUCACUCAGGAGAGAAGCCCUAUGAAUGUAGUUAUUGUGGGAAAUCAUUUUGCCAGAAGACACAUCUCACCCAACACCAGAGAACACAUUCAGGAGAGAGACCCUAUGUUUGUCAUGAUUGUGGAAAAACCUUCUCCCAGAAGUCAGCUCUUAAUGACCAUCAUAAAAUUCACACAGGUGUGAAGCUCUACAAGUGUAACGAAUGUGGCAAAUGCUUCUGCCGCAAGUCUACUCUCACCACACAUCAGAGGACACACACAGGAGAGAAACCCUAUGAAUGUAACGAAUGUGGAAAAUUUUUCUCUCGGUUAUCAUAUCUAACUGUACAUUACAGAACUCAUUCAGGAGAGAAACCUUAUGAAUGUAAUGAAUGUGGGAAAACCUUCUAUCUGAAUUCAGCCCUCAUGAGACAUCAGAGAGUACACACCGGAGAGAAACCAUAUGAAUGUAAUGAAUGUGGAAAAUUAUUCUCCCAGUUGUCAUACCUCACUAUACAUCAUAGAACACAUUCGGGAGUGAAACCCUAUGAAUGUAACGAAUGUGGGAAAACCUUCUACCAGAAUUCAGCCCUGUGUAGACAUCGAAGAAUACAUAAAGGAGAAAAGCCCUAUGAAUGCUAUAUAUGUGGAAAAUUCUUCUCUCAGAUGUCAUACCUCACUAUACAUCAUAGAAUCCAUUCAGGAGAGAAACCCUAUGAAUGUAAUGAAUGUGGGAAAACCUUCUGCCAGAAUUCAGCCCUUAAUCGACACCAGAGAACACACACUGGAGAGAAAGCCUAUGAGUGUUAUGAAUGUGGAAAGUUCUUCUCUCAGAUGUCAUAUCUCACUAUUCAUCAUAGAAUUCAUUCAGGAGAGAAACCCUUUGAAUGUAAUGAAUGUGGAAAAGCCUUCUCGCGAAUGUCAUAUCUUACUGUACAUUACAGAACUCAUUCAGGAGAGAAACCCUAUGAAUGUAAUGAAUGUGGGAAAAAAUUCUAUCACAAAUCAGCCUUCAACAGCCAUCAGAGAAUCCAUAGGAGAGGGAAUGUGGAUGUACUUGAUGUAGGAAGUUUUCUCUGAAGUCAGACCUCAUGCUACAUGAGAGAACCCUUUCAGUGUACUGUAUAAGAAACUCCUGCCUUUGUUAAGUCAGAGUUCACACAGGAAUGUGGACCUGUCUCUGUGCAUUAGUCAGACUUGUAGAUGCAGAAUUCACAGGGUAGAAACCACAACUGCAACAAGAUACAUGGCUUGUUGGACACCAGACUGUACAGGAGUAAAAUGCAUAAACAGGUAGGACGUAUAUACACUUCCAUGGAGUCAAACUAUUUCACAUAUCAGGGAAUUCAUACUAAGAGGAGAAUUUGUCAUUCUACGGAAUGUGGAAAAUCCACUCCUCUGGAAAUUAUUAAUACUAAAAGUUAUGUUUCUGCUAUAAUAUUGAGCUUUUUGUAAAAAAACACACAAACAUAUCUAUGUUGUGAAUAAAUGUGCUCCUUGUGUAAAUAGAACCUGUAAAACCAGAUAGCUGAUCAAGACUACAACACAGCCACAUUAAACUCAUGUAUACGUGAGUGUUUCCUGAGCAUGUAGGCCUCUGUUAGCUUGCUUUUUGGGAUGGUACAUUACAGGAAUUGUAUGUUCCUUCGGAAUCACAUUUGAAAAGGCAGUGUAUCCUUAUUGGAAUAAUUUCUAAGAUGUGGUAAGAUUACCUCUUUUAAAUAGCACAGCCAUGUUAGUUCUUAAUAUGCAUUGCCACUGAACUACUUUGAUAGGUAUGAAGUAUGCUUCUUGUACUCUUUCCUAGCACUUACAGAUGUACUUUAUCAUUGUUAAUGAACUAAACCUUCCAUAAAGAAGUCAGUGUUUUUAAUAAUGUUCUUAACUGUAUCCGAGUCAGCAAGAGAUAGAAAUGUAUGCAUAAAUAGAAAACUGCAUAGGUACUUUUAAAUUGUUAAUGCCAGAAGUCUCCAGUAGUGAGAAACAACUGUAGUAUUCAUUGAACUCUAUACAGUUUAAAAUUGUACUUAAAAUAUUCCCAUUUUUAUCUAAUUUUUUUCAUAUACUAUUUUUAUUUGGAUGCCUACACAAAUGUAAAUGUGCAGACCACCAUACUAUGUAACUUUGGAAUUAUCUGUGUUUUUAUUUGAUAUGAUAGUAUUUUUAAACAUCGUGCUCUACGCUUUCCUAUCCCCGAGUGAUUGAAGAACCCUUCACGUGGGUUUGUGGCAGACAUUGUUGAGUAUUCACCUCAUCACUUGCUCCUUACUGUUGCUGGCAGAGCUUGGUAUCCAUUUCUCCUAAUGGAAUGGGAUAAAUCCUGAUCUCUUUCAACCAGUAAUGAUAAUCCCUUUCUCAUUACCAGCAAUGCAGUGGUCAUGGGACCCAAUUCUAACACAUAUACAAAGGAGAUAUCUGACAGAUUAUUUUGGAAAAAGGUUUCCUCAGAGUCGAGGAGCCCUGUGAGGCGACAUGGAAUCUUGGUUGACCGUUUCCGUGCUGGGAUGUGAUGCUUGGUUGUCUCUCAACAAUGAUGUAUAGCUGAAGCACGGCAGAGCACAAAGACCGGAAGGACCAGGCCCAGAUGGGGCUGCUGAGCCACUGGACCAGCCAGCCAUGGAGCCACUUCAAUGCUCGACUAUUUCUUCUGUGAAAGACUCGAUUUAUUUUUCAGCCAGUGGAUUUGGGUUGCUCUGUUAGUGAUAACUGAAGCUACAGAGUUACGCUUUUGUAGGAGUUAUACAGCUGAGAAGUGGACAUUAGUAGGUCAUUUAUUUUGAGGUGUUGAUACAGAGGUUUAUCUUAUUUGCUGUAAAUUUUGAUGUAAAUAGUUUGAGUAUUAGAAACAAUUAAAUGUGUCCAUUUCCUUGAAUUGUUACAUCAUUGACCUAAGGACCUUUGGGACCUGAUAUAAUCUUCCUUUCUAUAAAGCACAACUUAAGUUUUCUUUA
Miniopterus natalensis is the source of this 5464-nucleotide messenger RNA. It is a transcript of the gene ZNF12, whose product is annotated as zinc finger protein 12. The record is from RefSeq and is a predicted model, not a curated record. Gene Ontology annotation, biological process: regulation of DNA-templated transcription. Lineage: Eukaryota; Metazoa; Chordata; Mammalia; Chiroptera; Miniopteridae.